Molecule: messenger RNA, 1021 nt
Organism: Cydia amplana
Lineage: Eukaryota; Metazoa; Arthropoda; Insecta; Lepidoptera; Tortricidae
Product: retinol dehydrogenase 11-like
Exons: 1
Coding region: 26-1006 (326 amino acids)
Source: RefSeq, a predicted model, not a curated record
AGUCCCGUAUGCGCUCGCGGCCGAGAUGGCGUUUCCAAUCGUUCUUGUGGCCUUCGCCGCACUCGCGGCCUUAUACCUAUAUCGGCUUUACCACAAAGCUACCAACGGUAUAUGCACAUCCCUAAAAACUUUAGAAGGAAAAACGGCGAUUGUCACCGGAGGAACCACUGGCAUGGGACUUGAAAUAGCUAAAGAUUUAACAAGAAGAGGAGCCAGGGUUAUCAUCGCCUGCCCGUUUGAGGAAGAAGGUUUGAACGCCCAAAAGAUAAUAGAAGAAAGAACUGGCGUGAGACCAGUUUUUAAACUUCUUGAUCUAGGCUCUUUAGAGUCGGUAAGAGAAUUCGCGGGAGAUAUCCUUAAGAAUGAAGAUAGUUUGCAUUUGUUGAUAAACAACGCUGGUGUCGGAGUGCCUAAGAAUUUCAAAACAAAAGACGGUAUCAACUUUAUAAUGCAAGUAAAUUAUUACGGGCAUUUUUUGCUGACAAUACUUCUGCUGCCGCUUUUGAAAAAGACUGGAACAGCUGUUGAGCCAGCUAGAGUCGUCAAUACAUCUUCUAUGUUACAUAAUUUGGGGAGGGUCGACCUGAAUGGUAAGUCAGGUAUCAAUUGGCUGCCGUUCUUCAGUUACUGUAACAGCAAGUUUAGCAUGAUACCCUUCUCUAGAGAGCUGACGAGGAGACUAAAAGGCGCUCAUGUAGUGAUUAACAGCGUUGACCCAGGAGCAGUGGGCACAGGGAUUUACUAUAGCGGCGGCUUGCUCUUUGGCGCAGUUUUAAGAUACUGGACUAUCUUCUUUAAUAAGACGCCCAGAGAAGGAGCUCAAACGGCGUUGCACGUCGCUUUAGAUAUUAGAGCGGGACAGAUAAGUGGGGAGUUCUUCAAGGAUUGCAAGCAGGCUCGAGCCAUACCAACGGCUUAUGGAUACAAUAAUGCUAAGAUACUUUGGGAGGAGUCAGUGAGGCUGGUGAAAUUGACUGACGAGGAACUGGAGAAAUGUCUUAAUUAAAACUCAAUAAAUCAA